Messenger RNA from Cuculus canorus (common cuckoo), 2867 nucleotides. It is a transcript of the gene POLG2, whose product is annotated as DNA polymerase gamma 2, accessory subunit. The transcript is spliced from 8 exons. The record is from RefSeq and is a predicted model, not a curated record. Gene Ontology annotation, biological process: mitochondrial DNA replication. The coding region runs from base 51 to 1259 and encodes 402 amino acids. Gene Ontology annotation, cellular component: cytoplasm; mitochondrion. NCBI's taxonomy places the organism in Eukaryota, Metazoa, Chordata, Aves, Cuculiformes, Cuculidae.
AUUUCCACCCCCUGCCCGGCGCAUGCGCGCUGCCCGCGCGGGAGGCGGGGAUGGCGGCGGCCAAGAUGGCUCCGCGCUGCCCCCGCCUCACACCGGCCCCUCGCCGCCCGUUCUCGGCGGUGGCGGCGGCCCCCGGGGCGGAGCUGCUGCUGGAGCUCUGCAAGCGGCGCCGCUUUUUGCGCGACGGCCCCGAACGGUGGCGGCGCGUCCUCGGCGGGGACCACCCGGGCUUCGGGCCGCUGGGCGCCGCGCUGCGCGGCAACCUGACGGGGCAGUGGUGGGACUGGGCUCACCGGGAGCAGGUGCUCGCCGUGGAUGCCCCGCUCCGAGCCCCGGGAGGGCUUCGGGACAGCCUCCUCCCCGGUGUCCUGGCACAGUACGUCAGCUGCUUAGACCUGGUGAGCAGACGACUGCCUUGCGGCCUCGCGCAGGUUGGGGUUUGCUUUCACACUCUUCCGGAAGAUGAACCACAAAACAAUAACCUUGAAAGAAUAGGCGAAAGGACCACGUCUUUGCUUGCAUGGUUUAGUCCUCCCAGAACUGCAGGACAGUGGCUCGAUUAUUGGUUACGCCAGAGACUCCAGUGGUGGAGAAAGUUCGCAGUAGGCCCAUCUAACUUCAGCAGCAGUGACUUUCAGGAUGAAGAAGGAAGAAAAGGAUUUAAUUUACAUUACGCAUUUCCCUGGGGAACAGAAACGAUAGAAACGUUGACAAACCUUGGUGACACCGAGCUGUUACAGACGUAUCCAGGGGACAGCUCACAGCUACUCGGCCGAGAUGGGAGGAAGAACGUUAUUCCUCAUGUUCUGUCUAUGACUGCAAAUCUGGACGGAGGAGUGUUAGCGUACCUCUUUGAUUCUCUACAGCUGGCUGAUAAUCCUCUAACGAAAAAGAAAAAUUCACAGAGAAAGGUGCUUAAGCUUCAUCCUUGUUUAGCACCCCUUAAAGUGGCCUUGGAUGUAGGAAAAGGUCCAACAACAGAGCUGAGACAGGUUUGUCAAGGAUUGUUCAAUGAACUGUCAGAAAAUAGAAUUUCUGUGUGGCCGGGUUAUCUUGAAACCACGCAGGUAUCUCUGGAGCAGCUUUAUACAAAGUACGAUGAGAUGAGUGUUCUCUUCACGAUCCUGAUAACUGAUGCCACUCUGGAGAAUGGAGUGGUCCAGCUGAGAAGCAGAGACACCACCAUGAAGGAAAUGAUGCACAUCUCUAGGCUGAAGGACUUUUUAACUAAGUAUGUAACAUCAGCCAAAAAUAUGUAAACUUCAAUUUGUUGAAUAAAAGGAAUUUCUUAAAGAUCUGUGCCUGAACAGUGUCAUGGACUCGGGUAUCUCUGCAAAUAGUUCUGCUAAAACUUGGUGUUGCAUCUAUUUUCUGUCAAAUCCAGACCAUCUGGGUCUUCCCGUUUACUUUGAAAAGAGGGAAGAGAUGAACUUGUCCCUCGUUAGCAGGGCUAACUAUAUUCUCUUUCACGUCUUCUGUUUUACUGUCUAACUGAAAAUUCUCUGUCCUAACCUAAAAACUCAACUUUCAAUUGUUUUUUGUUGACACAAUUAUGGUCUCUGCUGGAAAAUUGUAUUUUAUGUAAAAGAAUUCCAAAUCUUAAAUGUUUUAAUAACAUCAGUAAGUAUCUUUCUACUGUCUGUUUAUAGGAAUGUAUUUUAAUCACGUGGCUUCAGGUCUUAAGCUACUUUAUCUUGCUCUUGAUAAACAUAGAGAUCAGAAAUACCAAGAGUAACAGAGGAAAUAGGCAAAUUAUCAACUAUUUUUGACAAGCAUUUUUGUGGGCAACAUCUAUACAUAGAAAAUGGUGGAAAAAGACAAAUAUUUAUCGUAUACCUAAGUGUUGUAGUCAAAAUCUGAUACAAGAACUUGCAUAGAUACGAAAUAGAUUCUGAUCUUCUGUAGAUUUACUGUGCAUGUGCAGCUUAAGCCGCUGUAUGCAAUUGCUCUGAGGUGGGUGCAGCAAACAGACACUGAUGGUCAUCAAUGUCAUGAAAUGAACAUUUCUUCUAUUAAUGUGGUGCUUAUUUAACUCUAAACUGGUUAUUUGUAACUGCUAAACACUAAAGAAUGUUAAUUGCUAUGUAGUGACUUACUGAACUCAUGGAAUUCUAGGUCAGCUGACUAAGGAAUGGCAUGAAACCAACUCAGAAACGUUGAAGAAACAGCCUAUAGCAGGAUGCAGAACUGGUUUUGGAGUUAAACCAUCCCAAAAGUUAAUUUUAGCAUCCUGUCCCCGUUCCAAGAGAUGAAGUAAUGUUGAGCUGAAAAAUUGCCAUCCUUACUGUGAGGUAACAGCAGGUACAAAGGACAAAGCUGGAUCCCCCAGCGUGUGCCUAAGAGGGUUGGGAUUCACUUAUUUUUGAUACUUGUCUAAAGCCUCUUCAUUAUCUUGUGUUUCCAGUUCCUAUUUCAGGAGAAUUGUUGAAUGUACAGGAACUUGGGUCUAAGUGAAAGCUUUACGUAAUUUAUUCCUUUCUAUUUAUUUAUCAGAUGUGUAUGAUGUCAGAUUAUCUGUUGUGUCCAGCAGGAUCUUACCUGACAAUGAUUACAUUGUUUUGUUUCAUUUUGGUUUUUUUAUGGUGCUGUUUGGGCAAGAAGCUGCUGUUUGACUAAUGGGAUUGCUAUUUGGGUCUUUGUUAAUUCCAAUUUUAUCCGUUCUGCCUUUUAUUUUAAGUUGAAGUCCUUAGAGAUUAUGACUUGGGGAUUUUGCUUGCUGAUAGAGAACAAGCUGUAUUGUCUGUCUACAAAAUAAUUAGGCCAAUGUCUAAGUAUCAUCUCGUUCUGUGCGGAUUUGGUGGUACUUAGCACAUCUGAGGAUCAAAAGGUUCUUGAAAAAUAUGUGAUUAAGUUAAUUGCAAAAGAGG